AUGGUGGUCCCUACUACCCCCCCACCUUACCCGUAUGAGGUUCUGGAAGAUGUCGAGGACCCGCAGGAUUAUGAACCUGGCGGAUUUCAUCCCGUCAGCAUCCAUGACACGUUUCGUGAUGGGCGUUAUCGCGUCGUCCAUAAGCUUGGCUUCGGCGGCUACUCGACCGUCUGGCUGGCCAAGGAUGAACAGUCUAAUCAUUACGUUGCGAUAAAACCCGACCUGCAACCCGUACGACGUCGCGACGGCCAGCCUCUCGCUCCGGGGGUGCCGCCCUAUGUCGUAACCCCGAUCUGGCUUGGUCAUGGUAAAAAGCAGGCCACAGUCAUGGAUACCAAAAUCGUUGUGGCCGAUUUUGGAGAGGCGUACAUACCGGCAGAAACCUCACGCACCUACUCGAACACACCAGCAUCGUAUGCACCACCUGAAGCUCGCUUCAUCGAGACUCCGCACACCCUAUCGUUUCCGGCCGACAUUUGGAGCCUGGCGUGCACUAUUUGGGAAGUCCUGAGCCACAAACCCCUCUUUGAACCGUGGGCUGCGACCGACGACGACAUCCUGGCAGACCAGGUUGACCUUUUGGGAAAGCUACCUGGGGAGUGGUGGAACAAGUGGAAUGCUCGUAGAGAUUAUUUCACCGAGGAUGGGCAGCUCGAUACGACGGCUCCGAAUCGACGGUACGACUCCGUAAGACAUAAUUGGGACGAUUGUUUUGCUCGGUGCAUCCGAAACCCAAGACAGAGAGAUGGCAUGGAGGCCAUGUGCGAGCAGGAAGAAGAGGCGCUGUUAGCUAUGCUGAAGUCGAUGUUAAUCUUCCGGCCAGAGCGACGGGCUUCUGCGGCAGAGGUCUUGAGGUCAGAAUGGGUGAAAAAAUGGGCAGUGCCGGAUCUUGAGUUGGCAAGAAGACAAUGGCGUGAGCUGUGA
Molecule: messenger RNA, 924 nt
Organism: Scedosporium apiospermum
Lineage: Eukaryota; Fungi; Ascomycota; Sordariomycetes; Microascales; Microascaceae
Exons: 2
Coding region: 1-924 (307 amino acids)
Biological process (GO): regulation of mRNA processing; protein phosphorylation; spliceosomal complex assembly
Molecular function (GO): ATP binding; protein kinase activity
Source: RefSeq, a predicted model, not a curated record